Messenger RNA from Puccinia graminis f. sp. tritici CRL 75-36-700-3, 1432 nucleotides. RefSeq lists its product as uncharacterized. The record is from RefSeq and is a predicted model, not a curated record. Lineage: Eukaryota; Fungi; Basidiomycota; Pucciniomycetes; Pucciniales; Pucciniaceae. The transcript has 2 exons. The coding region runs from base 83 to 1300 and encodes 405 amino acids.
UACACAUCACGGCCUCAACUCCACAUUUCCCAGUGCUCGUAGCUUGGACCAUUGACGAGUUGCGCGAUUCCAGGGAGGAAAAAUGGAGAACUUAUCCACCAACACGCCGAGCGGAUCAGGACCUCAGCUCCAGUACCAAAGAGAAUUGGUUAUUAACGGUUUUACAAACCUGGAGCGUAAAUACAGCUCGGAACGAACGUCUAUUGAAGAAGACCCAUGGUCUUUCCCUUUUAAUCAUCAUGGUAUGAACUCAAGGGAAGUUCUCUACGAUCGGUUAUUUUCGACCCUUCUACCUCGUUUAAAGGAUCAAAUCACCGCUAUCUCAGCAACCCUAGACCCCGUGAACAUGAAAACAGACCCGGUGGCAAAACUUAAGCGCGUCCUGGAAAUCCAAUCGGAACUCGAUUACAACAUCACUCAGAUCGACUGCGCCUUUCUCGUCAUUUGUCCCGAGAACGUCUCUGCUGAUGACCAUGCCGAUGACCAGGGUCUCGAACAAUUCAAGGCGUACAGGCUUGUCGAACUCAAAAAUGAAUUUACUUUCGCACUCAAGGAGAUCUGCCGUUUCUUUCGAGUUACGUCGAUGUACAUCCAACAAAUGAGGCCCAAGUUAAGAGGAUUCUUUGGUGAUAUUAAUAUUUCUAAUUGUGGAAAAUCGGCCAAAGACGCAGUGUAUUCGAUCGAGCACACUAUCAAACAUCCCAGAAGAUCUGAAUUGGACAUUGUCGCAAAUAAGGCGAAACGUGCGGUGUGCCUGCUCGAUGAACGAUUAAUCGAUUUCAUCAGCCUGGUCGACCCAGAUGCUCCCCCGGGAUAUCUGUUACAUCGCCGAUUCGACAUAAUGACCCAUCAACCGCUCAUCCACCUCGCCAAAUUGACUAUACCAAUCAUGAAGCUGUCAAAUCUGUUUUUCAAGAAACUAUCACAACUCCGCAUGAACUGCCAAGCGCCUCCUUUAUUUACCCAGAUGAAUUCGGAUCAGCUCAAAUCUUUAUGUGAAUCUACCGAAAGCGUUGUUCGCAAUCUCAGCGGACUUAUGCAUGAAUUUUACGAAGUUGAUGAGAUGUUUGAGGAUCAAGCUGUCGAUUUUCGGUCCUUCACUCAGUCAGUUGAACAGAUCACUACUUGCUUGGAAGGUCCAUUGCUUUCUGUAUUACUUUAUCUUGUUCCCUUAACCAAUAACCCUCGAGAUGAGAAUUACUACCAGAGUUGGUUUGCUGCAUGGAACACAACUAUUAAUACCGCUAUUCGUAAAUUUGUUCAAGCUGCCAAAAACCUUCAACCAAAUCAUCUCGCAUAGGUUUUCCCUGUCUUUGUUGGACUUUCUUCAUCUCAUGAGCAUUUAUUUGGUAUUCACCUCAAGAAAACAUUCUUCUCCUCCAAGUUUGAAAUGAGUUUGUUUAUUUUCUUCUUGUCCAAAGUUUGACAGACA